This is a messenger RNA of Aspergillus calidoustus, 705 nucleotides long. Lineage: Eukaryota; Fungi; Ascomycota; Eurotiomycetes; Eurotiales; Aspergillaceae. The record is from the annotation of a GenBank genome assembly.
AUGCUGUCCAAGAUCGCUCUCGCAUCUACGCUGAUCCUACCCACUGCCCUUGCUUGCCUUGGGUACGAGGGAGGUGUCCCCACCCCCACCGCCCAUUACUCCAACAGCUCGCCCAUUGAAAUCGGCGAGGGAGAGGUCUUUGAUGCAGGCUGGGCCAAGUAUGACCGCGGAUCCGGUGCCUGCAGUGAUGGUGAGGGCGGCAAUGACGACGCCGUCUUUAUCCUCCGGUCCGGCGCUACCCUGAGGAAUGUUAUCAUCGGAAAGGACCAGAAGGAGGGUGUCCACUGCGAGGGUCCCUGCACUCUGGAGUUUGUCUGGUUCGAGGACGUCUGCGAGGAUGCCAUCACUGUCCGCGGUGACUCCGCAGGCGACCACACCUGGAUUAUUGGAGGAGGUGCCUACCACGCUUCAGACAAGGUUGUUCAGCAUAAUGGUUGUGGAACAGUCAACAUCAUCAACUUCUACGCUGAAGACUACGGCAAGGUCUACCGCUCCUGCGGCAACUGCAGCUCCCAGUGCAAGCGCAACGUCUACAUCGAGGGCGUCACUGCCCGCGACGGUGGUGAAGUUGCCGGCAUCAACCAGAACUAUGGGGACACAGCCACACUUGUCAACGUUUGUACUGAUGCUGAUCAUCCCUGUGUACUGUACUCGGGCUGUGCUGGCGGUUGUGAGCCUUCAAAGGUCGGAUAUUGCUCUGGUUAG